CCCAGUAUCGUCUCGUGUCGACGCUUUCGGCUGCAACGCUUUUUUGGUCAGACUAAUCCAAACAGGCCAAACAAACCGAACGAGCCGAACCAAACAAACCGAGCAAGCGGAAGAAACCGUCGGAAGGCAAAGCCGUUAAAUAACGCGACGUUUUUAAUAUUUUUUUUCGGUGUGCCGCCCAGUUUGUUAUUUUUUUUGUAGUUUAACAAAGCUUUAAUUGUGUGUCUCGGCCGUUUGUUUUCUUUUUGUCGGGGAAAAUGCGCGCGCGCAUUUAAGAGGUGAAACAGCAAUCGUAUUUUAAACGAAAACUAAAUCCGCAGCUGGUCUAAAAAACAUCUAUGCAUCUUGAACCUGCAACAACAACGAUAACAACAACAACAGAUACAGAACAAGGAACCAAAAAAGUCAACUUGCAACGCAAUCGUUGUUGCUUUUUGGCCCCUGAACUUGGCGGCCCCAAUCCCUUUGGCAGGCGUCGGAAGGCGGAGCCGCUCGGCAGCGGCUGCUGCGGCGGCGCCACCACAUGGACCAUGCCGUGAAGGCGACGCGCGGCCGCCCGCUCAACACGCUGCGCUUCGAGAACGACGAGCUGGAAUGCCUCUACCAGCGGUACACGCUCAAGCUGCAGCGCUUCUCGGUGCUGGGCGUGGUGGCCCUGGUCUUCGUCCUCUGCGGCGUGAUGGCGGCCCUGUCGCUGGCCUUCAAUAAUGCGGCCACCUUUCACAACAUCUUCAAUGCGAUCGUGUGCGGGCUGUUCGCGGUGGUGCUGGUGCUGCUGCAGUGCUCCGUGAUAAAGGACCACCACCUGCCCACGCUGUGCUACGGGAUCCUGCUCUUCACGGCCAGCAUCUGCGUGGUGUCGAUGCCGACGCUGGGCAGCGUGUUCCCGGUGGACACCAAGGAGGUGAUGGCCGAGGGCGUCUGGCAGAUCGUGUUCGUGGUCUUCCUCGCCUACGCCAUGAUGCCGCUGCAGAUCUGGGAGGCGGUGGCCUUUGGCAUCGCCCUGCCCUCGGUGCACAUCAGCCUGACCGUCUACAAGAUAUUCACGGAUGCCCUGCGCUACUUGGAGUACAACCAGCUGAUCGCCAACAUUGUCAUUUUCAUCGGCGUGAAUGUGGCCGGUCUGGUGGUGAACAUCAUGAUGGAGCGGGCCCAGCGGCGCACCUUCCUCGACACGCGCAACUGCAUCGCCUCGCGGCUGGAGAUCCAGGAUGAGAACGAGAAACUGGAGCGUCUUCUGCUGUCGGUGCUGCCGCAACACGUGGCCAUGCAGAUGAAGAACGACAUCCUGUCGCCGGUGGCCGGCCAGUUCCACCGCAUCUACAUCCAGAAGCACGAGAACGUCAGCAUCCUGUUCGCGGACAUCGUCGGCUUCACGGUGCUCUCCUCGCAGUGCAGCGCCCAGGAGCUGGUCCGUCUGCUCAACGAGCUCUUUGGCCGCUUUGAUCAGCUGGCCCAUGACAACCACUGUUUGCGGAUUAAGAUCCUGGGCGACUGUUAUUAUUGUGUCUCCGGUUUGCCAGAACCGCGGAAGGAUCACGCCAAAUGCGCUGUGGAAAUGGGACUCGAUAUGAUCGAUGCCAUUGCCACCGUGGUGGAGGCCACCGACGUCAUCCUGAACAUGCGCGUGGGCAUCCACACCGGUCGGGUGUUGUGCGGUGUUUUGGGCCUCCGCAAGUGGCAGUUCGACGUGUGGUCGAACGACGUCACCCUGGCCAACCACAUGGAGUCGGGCGGGGAGCCCGGUCGGGUGCACGUGACCCGCGCCACCUUGGACUCCCUGUCCGGCGAGUACGAGGUGGAGGCCGGCCACGGGGACGAGCGGUCCUCGUAUCUACGCGACCACGGCGUGGACACAUUCUUCAUCGUGCCCCCGCCACAUCGCCGCAAGCCGCUGAUGCUCAACACGCUGGGCGUGCGCUCGGCGAUAGGCAGUCGUCGGAAGCUCUCGUUCCGGAAUGUGUCCAAUGUGGUCAUGCAGCUGCUGCACACGAUCAAGUUCUCUGAGCCCGUGCCGUUCUCCAACAUAGCCACCGGAUCCUUCCCCUCGGCGGCCAGCGCCCUCGGAGGCGUCGGCGCUGGAGUGGGCCUCGGCGGGGGCGUGGCACGGGGAAGCACCUGCGAGGCGAACGCCGGCAGCGUUCAGGUGUCCGAGAAGGGAUCGCGCAAGGAUGCGGUGAUACGUCUGCAAAAGAUCUUGCAUGCAACACCGCCACCGCACGGCAUGGGCUAUGGCAGCGUCGUCGGCAGCGGCGGCGGUGGUGACGGUAAUGGCGGUGGCGGUAUUUCCGGUAUUGCCGCUGCCGGUGGGGGCAGUGUUCAAGUGACCGUAGGCACAAAUCCCAACUCAACAGCGAGUACGAUUAGUCGCAUUCAUAGGCACAAUCACAAGAACAAUAAAUCGCAGUCGAAGGUGGCGGACAAGUUCAAGAGGCCAUUCCGGAAGCGGCACUCGGUGGCCGCCCACCAUCAGCCCACCAACCGGGUGAACCGAUUCCUCUCCCAGGCGAUCAAUGCCCGGUCGGUGGACUGUGACAAGUCGGAGCACGUCGACCGGCUGACCCUGCGCUUCCGGCAGAGCGACAUGGAGCGGGAGUACCACAAGGACUUCGACCUGGGCUUCACCACGGCGAUGGGCUGCUCCCUGCUGCUGCUAAUCCUGGGGGCGGCGCUCCAGGUGACCGCCCUGCCGCGCACCCUCAUCCUGCUGCUGCUCUUCCUCACCGCCUUCAUCUGGGUGAGCGCCAUCCUGAUGCUCCUGCUCGCCGUGCGCCUCAAGUGGAUCAUCUGGGACAUCUCGGAGAGCUUCUCGCUGCGCAUGGCCAUCACGAUCUUCACGGUCAUUCUCAUUUACUCCGUGGGACAAGUGAAUGUGUUCACGUGUGUCUCGGACCAUCCCUGCUCGGGCAAUGCGACGGCCUCCUACCAGAACGACUCUCAUCGCAAGUGCUCGCUGCCCCAGUACGUGUCCCUAUCGGCCGCCUUUGCCUUCCUAUCUGUGUCCGUGUUCCUCAGGCUGCCCAUUAUAUUCAAAUCGCUGCUGGUGCUCGGCAUGGGAACCAUCUACGGCCUGUUCAUCGAGCUGUCUCACCAGAACAUCUUCGAGUGCUACGACAACCGGGUCAACGCCUCGAUUCCACUCCACUUGAUCUCGCUGGCCCGCAUCGCCAUCUUCAUGAUUGCCAUUCUGGUGCACGGCCGCCUGGUGGAGGGCACCGCCCGGCUGGACUUCCUCUGGCAGCUGCAGGCCUCGCAGGAGAAGAAGGAGAUGGACGUGCUGCAGGAGUCCAACAAGCGCAUUCUGCACAAUUUGCUGCCCGCUCAUGUGGCUGCACAUUUCCUCGAUGCACAAUUCCGCAACAAUAUGGAGCUCUACCACCAGAGCUACGCCAAGGUGGGGGUCAUCUUUGCCAGCGUGCCCAACUUCAACGAGUUCUACACGGAGAUGGACGGCUCCGAUCAGGGCCUCGAAUGUCUCCGACUGCUGAACGAGAUCAUCGCGGACUUUGACGAGCUGCUCAAGGAGGACCGCUUCCGGGGCAUCGACAAGAUCAAGACCGUGGGCAGCACCUAUAUGGCCGUCGUGGGUCUCAUUCCCGAGUACAAGAUCCAGCCCAAUGAUCCCAACUCAGUACGUCGCCACAUGACUGCGCUCAUCGAAUAUGUCAAGGCCAUGCGGCACUCGCUGCAGGAGAUCAACAGUCACUCGUACAACAAUUUUAUGCUGCGCGUGGGUAUCAACAUUGGACCCGUAGUGGCGGGCGUAAUCGGAGCCCGGAAGCCGCAGUACGACAUCUGGGGCAACACGGUGAACGUGGCCAGUCGCAUGGACUCCACCGGAGUUCCUGGCUACUCGCAAGUCACUCAGGAGGUGGUGGACAGUCUGGUGGGCUCGCACUUUGAGUUCCGAUGUCGCGGCACCAUUAAGGUGAAGGGCAAAGGUGACAUGGUCACCUACUUUCUGUGCGACAGUGGCAACAAAUCGCUGAACGGCGAGGUGCGUAACGCCAUGUCCCUUCCCCAGAGUCUCCACGCACCGGACUACUACAUGAAGGUAUCGCAGUUUCCGGAGAACCGCGUCAACACCGACACCUACAGCAAGAAGGAGAACGGACACCUGUACGCCGGCACCGGUGGCGAGGAGCAGCAGCUACUGCUGCAGCACCAGCACAAGCAGCUCGACCCACUGCCGCUUCCGGCGCCACCGCCUCCGGUGCACCACCACCUGCACCAGCAGCAACAACAACGCUUGAACAGCAAGCUGCAGAAGCAGCCGAUCUUCAUGGCCAACGGCGGACUGCCCAAUAUCCGGGAGAACGGCAACGGUCACAAUGGCGAGCAGCAGCAGCAACAGCAGCAGCACAGUGGCUUCAUGGUGGCCACGACGACACCGACGGCUGCAGUGGCGGUUCCCCUCCAGCCCCAGCACCACCAACUCCAGUUCCAGAGCCAGCACCAGCACCAGCUCCAGCACCAGCACCCGCACUCGCAUCCACUCCCGUCAGCAGCGGGGGUUCCAGUGCAGCACCAGAUCCUACUCCACCACCAGCUCCAGCUCCAGCAUCAGCAUCAGCCCGUUCCUUCGGUAAUGUUGCGCGAGUUUAAUAUCAUUGAGAACCCGACCUCCGGUGGCCGGCAUCCGCAGAUGGAGCAGCUGCCGCCGCACCACGGCAGCCUCGACCUAUCCGCCAUGGGCGGCGGGUUGGGAAUGGGUAUGGGCAUGGGAAUGGGUGUGGGUGUAGGUGUGGGGGCUGGCGUGCUCGGCGGCGACUGCUUCAUGAUGCCUCGGCGAGAUAGAGAUCGCGAUCGCGAUCGCACCUAUGCGCCGCCCCUAAACCAGCAUGGCCAUUAUCCACCGCAUCACCUCCAUUCGAAUCUGAAUCUGAGUAUGAACCAGAGCCAGAGCCAGAACCAGCACCCGCCAUCGUUCACCAGCCUGGGCUAUGGCCACUGCCGGGAGAGCGAGCCGCUAUUGCAUGCCAGCAGCGUCGCGCCGGUAGCCAAGAUCAUGCCCAUGCAGCAUGCGCCAAAGUACGAGCCACCACGUUACACUUCUCCCCACACCGUGUUGUCGCAGCAGCAUCAUCAGCAGCAUCAGCAGCAACCACAUCCCGCCCAGGAUCAGCAGCCACAUCCCGCCCAGGAGCAACAGGCGCAUCCACAGCGGCAGUACGCCAUGUAUUCGCAGCAGCCGCAGCUGCCGCCGAAGCCGGCGCUGAGGACGUACAUGAAGCCGCUGCCGAAGCUGCCGGCCGAGCUGGAGGAGAGCCGGGACAUGUCCUCGACGGACGACCUCAGCUCGCGCCCGCACUCGCCCUCGAUGAGCAGCUCGGACGAGAGCUACUCGAAGACCACCGAGGGCGAGGGCGAAGGCGACGAGGACUCGCCGCGCAUCCUCAACGGCGGCCACCUGCACCGGAAUGGCUACCAUUUGCCCGCCGGCGGCCUGGUCAAUCCGCUGCAGUGGCUCUAUCCCUGCGACAUCCAGGUGGACCCCACCUCGCCGGUGGUCGACAUGGCCCAGCUCACCCACGACUUUGAGCUGAGCUCCACCACCGAGAGCCAGGGCCAGCACACCACCAGCAACACGACCAGCAACACGCAGCACAAGGGCGACAGCUGCAACAGCUUCGACUAUCAGAAGGCGGCCGCCGGAACGGGCGUGGCCAUAGCCACCAAGUCGCCCUUCGAGCGGGAGCUGCAGCGCCUGCUCAACGAAUCCUCGCGAGCCCGUUGCCUGGCGACCACGACGGCGACGGCAACGGCGACGGCCAUCUCCACCACGGAUCACACGGCCAGCAAUGGCAGCCGGGAGAUGAGCUACUCCCUCAGCAACGGCAAGCUGAGCUCCGCCAACGGACAUGGCGCUGCGGGAUCCGGAUCGGGAUCCGGGUCGGGAUCAGGAUCGGCGGCGGGCAACGGCAGCGGCAGCAGCAAUGGCAAUCUCAGCGGCGGCAGCGGCAGCAAUUCGAACAGUGGCAACAACAACAGCAGCCACCACAAGGCGGAGCAGCAGCAACAUGUGGAUCACGAGCUCCUGGCCGGCGGCAAGUUGCCGGGCAGCAACAGCUUCAUGAUUGCCAAGCACCCGGUGGGCUUGGAAGCCAUCAAGGAGAUAACGCGCAACAAGAAUCCCUCGGAGUCAAGCCAAAUGCAAACCUCGGACACGGAAUCCUGCGAGAUCCUGCACGAGAACCGCAAUCAGCUGCGAGUGCUGGCCAUGCUGGAGAUGCACACAGCGAAGGAGCUGAACGGCAGCCAUGUGCACCACGUGCAGCAUCCCCAGACGCAGCAGCAGCAGCAGCAGAGGACGCAUCGCCAGCGACCGCGCUCCAAGGAGCUGCAGUACAGCCACGAGAGCCUGGACGGACUGGAUGGAGCGGUGCAGACGCAGUCGCAGCAGCGCCACCAGCGCUACCACCAUCACCACCACCACCAUCACCACCAGCACCAACAGAGACAGCAGCAACAGCAGCGCUACAACCAUGUGCAGGAGCAGGAGGAGCGUGACGACACCGAGGACAACCUGGCCGACGAGGAGUUUGAGGAUGAUGAAGUGGGUCGCGAUGUGCGGCAGAAGCGCCUACAGAAGCCGGAUCUCAACCACAAACGGGCGGAGGCUGCAGCCGAUGCGGAGGGGGAAAAGGAGGACGACGACGACGACGAGGACGAGGAUGAGGAGGAGGAGAACCACCGAAACGGAGGACACAGGGAGGCGGCGCCGCUGACGAAUGGCAGCAUGCGCGGCUUGGAGGCCAAUGUGAUAAACGACGAGCUAAAGUACGGGGCGGCCCAUCUCAACCACCAGUCCAUGGACUCCAAUCCUUUGGAGAGCCAGUCGGAGUGGUCGGACGACGAUUGCCGUGAGGAAGCCACAGGUGGAGCCGAGUCCACGGGAUACAUCACGGAUGAGCCCGGUCUGGAGAACAUCUCGCUGCUGAACGAAGCCGGUCUCACCGAUGCCGAGGGCGCCCUCUCGGACGUUAACUCGCUGUAUAACGCGCCGGAUGUGGACGACACCUCGGUGUCCAGCCGGGCCAGCUCCCGCCUGCUCAGCCUGGACUCGCUGAGCGGCCUCUACGACUGCGACCUGGACUCCAAGCACGAGCUGGCCAUUGUCAAUGCCUCGCACAAGAUCUCCAGCAAAUUUGGACAGCCUUCCUCACCGGCACAGCAUCAGCAGCAACAGCAGCAACAACAGCAACAGCAGCACCAGCAACAGCAGCAACACCAGCAGCAACAGCAGCAGCAUCAGCAGUCUCAAUUGCAAAUACAGGCCCAAUCGCAUUUGACACCGGUUCAGGUUCAGUCAGCAGAGGAGCUGAGAGAGUAAAGAUUGAAAGUUGGUGAAGGAGCAGGGAGCGUUAAACACUCAAACGUUGUUAUUGCUAUAUGCAAAUGGUGUCUAAUAAUUUACAAUAAACCAACCUAAACUAAAGUAAACUAAAUCUAGAAUAGGUGACAGAUAAAUAUAUAUUUAUGUAUGUGAAGAAGCAGAGGCACUUAAUGCUGCUCUAUGGCACCCCUAGAUGUAAGCCCGUUUAACUUUACUGUGGCUAGAUCAUGCCCAGUAGAUAUUAACUCAUAUAUACCUAUAUAGUGUAUAGUAUAUAGUAUAUGCAAGAAAAUCUAUAUGUAUUGAAAGAAAACACGUAGUCAUUGGUUACUCGUCGCCAAUUGGCCCAGUUAAGCGUUCCAGUUACUAUACCGCGUGAAAAAAAUCGAAAUUAAUCUUGAUAUUUAGCCGCAACUUGAGAUACCCAAUGCUAAUCCAUGAAUUCAUCAUUUAGUGCGCUUAGUCCUCCUAAGGACUUACUUAGGGCGGGGAAUGGCAGUUAGGCGUUCCCCGUCCAGUCCCAUAUGUUAUUAAUGUACUAAUAUAUAUGUGUAUAUGUAUCAUUUUAAUAAUCGAAUAAGCAACAAUUUGGCCAUUCAUACGAAGCCACAACCAAUGCAUGACAAGAUGUAAAUAAAACAAAAUGUUAUAAAUAUUUUUCCGAUAUUAUUGUAAGGCUAUAAAUUGCCCAUAGACUGCGCCACCAUGAAUUCGAAUUUGGAAGUGAAAUUUAAACCGAAAAAUCUCAUCGAUUGAGACUACGCAAUUCGGAUAAUCAUAUUAAAGUCCCACGUGAAAGAUACGUAACUCCUCCUUUCGUUUUUUUUAUUUGUUUCGACCUCCGCGCCAAGCGUCUUUGACUUUUUAUGUUGCCUACUCUUGGGCUCAACCGCAAACUGGCUUAUACUUAGCUUUUGUAUUCCAAAUAUGAUGUUGCGAAUUUUUAGUUUAAGUUCCAGAGUGCUAGAAGGAGUCACUUAAAGUGGACUCCACUCUGUUGGCUGCUGCACAAUUGUCAAAUUUCAUUUGCUAUGCUAUAUUCAGUGCAUUCGUCUGUAAGAUCUGUACAUAGGAUAUUCGAAAUGAUAGAAGAAAGUAUAUGAAUAUAAUUUACAAUUACUAGGAACUUAAGAUGCAGAGACAAAAUAUUCUUGAUAUUGUUGACCCGACCCCAAUAACCGAAACCAAAACCAAACAACACCAAGCAAAAAACUGAAACAAAAUCUCUUACAUCUGUGCAAAUGAUAAAUAAGAAAAUGUAAACAAACAAAUCCAUAUUUUGUGUGUGAACUUUAUAAAGUCGCCUUAGUAGCGCCAAAUAUUAUUAAUUAAACUACACGAAGGCAACAAGAUAAACGAUAAAAGCAACUACCACAGCUACUGCAAGAACUGCAAACAGCCCACAGAUAAACUUCUUAUGCAAAUAUAAACACAAAUAGCGCAGAUCUAUACAUCAAAUAUAUAUGUACAUAUAAAUGAAAUUGAGAACAAGCUGGAAUAUCUAUAUACACACAUUCAUAUGAUUGUACACAGAGGCAGACAGGAAGUUCGAACUAGAGAACGGUGUGCAAGUAUAUUUAUUUUUCUGUACUAAAAGAAAGUAAAUGGUAAAGAAUUAAAUAUUAUAUGCAAUGACAGACAUCUGUCUAUAUCUACACAAAAUAAUGGUGGGUAAGGCCCUAUAAACAGACAUACAAAUUUUGAUGGCCAAUUGUCGACUCAUUUUGAAUUUUAAAAUGCAAUUAUCAUGUUGGCAACAUUGCAUGAUCAGGACUGUUCCGAAUUCAGCAACUUAAUAGAAGACUUGAUCGAACUUUCCUUUAAGUUUGUCCCUUUAUGAUUAACUAGCAUAAAAUAAAUCUUAAAAAAGUUACUUCAUUUUUCACUUAAAUCCCCCUAAAAUUCUUAAGUUUAGAACUGAUUAUUAUUAUUAUUUUAUCCAAAAUAUCAUUUUAAAAUUAAAGUUCUUAUCAAAUUUUCUGGAAAAUUCUAUUUUUCUGUUUUGAUUUAAAUUUGUAAGCAUUGAAAUGCGGAAAGAAAUUUGGAAAAAUGUCUAUUAAAACUAAAAAUUGGAACAGUUAGAGAAAUUUUCAUCUGUAAGAUUGUUCCGGAUAUGGAAAGUGGAACAGGCCUGUUUGCAUAAGAACAAAACCCUACUAGAAAUACAUAAAAUGUCAGCAUAUCAAAUAUGUCAGAAAAAAAUA
This is a messenger RNA of Drosophila rhopaloa, 9540 nucleotides long. It is a transcript of the gene rut, whose product is annotated as Ca(2+)/calmodulin-responsive adenylate cyclase. NCBI's taxonomy places the organism in Eukaryota, Metazoa, Arthropoda, Insecta, Diptera, Drosophilidae. The transcript is spliced from 19 exons. Gene Ontology annotation, molecular function: adenylate cyclase activity. Gene Ontology annotation, cellular component: plasma membrane. Gene Ontology annotation, biological process: intracellular signal transduction; cAMP biosynthetic process; adenylate cyclase-activating G protein-coupled receptor signaling pathway. The record is from RefSeq and is a predicted model, not a curated record. Bases 524 to 7333 code for a protein of 2269 amino acids.